AUGACUCUCUUUGGGCCUACAGAACAGAACCCCUAUUGGAACUACACCCUACAAGCAAUCAAAGCCCUUAAUUAUGAUCUACUGCGUGUUGGUGAGAAGAGAUUGUUGGAUAUCAACAAACUUGAUGCGAUACGCUUGGAUGCGUACGAGAGUUCGAGGCUAUACAAGGAAAUGACCAAGCGAUGGCAUGACAAAAGUCUUAUCAGAAGUAACUUUGAGGUUGGACAAUUGGUGUUACUAUUCAACUCCCGUUUGAGGUUAUUUCCAGGAAAACUGAAGUCACGUUGGACGGGUCCAUUCAAGAUCACAAGGGUAUUCCUCUAUGGUUUCCUUGAGCUGUCGAAUGCGAAAGGGGAAACAUUCAAGGUGAAUGGUCAACGUGUCAAACACUAUCGCGCAGGUGAACCUUUAGCAGGGCCAGUGGUAAUGCCGUUUGAGCCCUUACGUGUUCUGAAUGAAUAA
This is a messenger RNA of Amaranthus tricolor (Joseph's coat), 462 nucleotides long. RefSeq lists its product as uncharacterized. The transcript is spliced from 2 exons. Lineage: Eukaryota; Viridiplantae; Streptophyta; Magnoliopsida; Caryophyllales; Amaranthaceae. The record is from RefSeq and is a predicted model, not a curated record. Bases 1 to 462 code for a protein of 153 amino acids.